Molecule: messenger RNA, 419 nt
Organism: Delphinapterus leucas (beluga whale)
Lineage: Eukaryota; Metazoa; Chordata; Mammalia; Artiodactyla; Monodontidae
Source: RefSeq, a predicted model, not a curated record
UGCCGGGUGACCCGUGCUGUCGACCGUGUGGCCAGAGCGCCCGGGCUCGCUGCGCGCUCGCCGCCCCCAUCAUGGCCUCCCGCGGCGCGGGCGCCCUACUGACCGAGUUCAACGCCGCCUACGUGCCCCCCGGCCUCAUGCCCGGGCCUCCUCUGGGGCUGAAGAAGAAGUGGCACCUUUUAAGGGUAUUCCCUGAUCCCCUGAGAACCUACCAGACAUCCCCGUUGGGGAAGAGGGUCUCCCCACAGGAACGGCAGAUGCGGGACUGCUACCUUGAGUGCAGAGCCCGAUGCCUGAGAGCCACGGCAUCACCAGCUCCCAGUGACCACGGGAGGUUGUGGCGGCACGGCAGCAGGACCAACAGCGGCAAGGGCAACUCCCCAGGUUACCUCAUUUCUCAGAAGCUCCAGUUUUGCUGA